Molecule: messenger RNA, 723 nt
Organism: Echinostoma caproni
Lineage: Eukaryota; Metazoa; Platyhelminthes; Trematoda; Plagiorchiida; Echinostomatidae
Source: the annotation of a GenBank genome assembly
AUGUUCAAUUCGCAUGUUUGUCUGACACACGACACCAACUUCGUACAAACCGGUGCUUCCGAAUCGACUUCAGACGCAUCCACAUUGACUGAUAUGGGAAACUGUGCUCUGUGUGAGGAUAAACUACAUGAAUCAGAAGAAACGGAACCUUUAUGCUUGGACCAGUCGACCACGUUUCCCAAUUCCUAUUCCUACCCGCUUUUCUACAAUCCAAACGAGUUCACACCAACAUUCCCUGGACAUAUGACCUAUCAGCGGACGUUUGCCAAAUCCUGUUCUCUUUCGUCUAUUGCACCCGGUUUCAAGACUAAUUUCAGUCCCAGUUAUUUGGAUUGUCGUUUAAGAUACAUACGCCAAACCAGACGAAUACAAAAGUAUUUACGGAUUACUCCGGAAGGUCAUCUGCUGGUAAAUGAUGUGAAACAGUACACUCGAUUGGGACCCGCACACGGUGCGAAUACACACUCGUCGAGCGAUAAAAUCAACCAAAUGAAUUGUGAUACAUUUCACCCGCUUUCCUCGCUCAUCAGUGUGACCAAAUUGCGAAGAAUACAUGCCGCCUAUUGGAAUUUAGAGUCCAGACAAGAUUUACUUCGUUCCCGGUCGGCCACCGUACAGGAACUCGCAUCCGAGUCGAGUAAAAGAGAUACACAAAAUGAUAGCCCUAGACCACUUGAGGAGGAGGAUGACAGUAGCCCGGAAACGAGUCCGCAUGUGGACUGA